AUGGAGUACUGGAACAGCUUCCAGGCCGAGGCGAACAAGCUCGCCGACCAGGCGAAUGCGCGCUACGAAACCGCCGUCGCCGGCAAGAAGCUGCUCGACGACGGCGGCCCGCCCAUGGAGCAGAAGCUCGUCGCCAAGGCCGCGGCGCGGCGCUGCGUGCAGAGCGCCGUCGUCGCCACGUCCCAGAUCGACGACGUCAUCGGCCAGUACACGGAGCUCCUCAAGGAGCUCAACGUCUGCGCGACGAACACGGCCAUGACCGCCGUGGAGCGCGCGGAGUUCGCGGCGCUGCGGACUUCGUACGUCGACGCUUUGUCGUCGUUCCAGCACGCGCGCGCGGCGCUCUCGCAAUGCCCGCCGCCGGGCAUCUUGUCCAUCUCGCCGCAGGAGGACGACGCCAUCUCCAUCUUAUGGGCCCAGGGCAAGGCGCAGACCGCGUUGGAGCACGCGAAGCAGGUCAGCGACGAGGCCGUGUCCGCCAUGCCCGUCGCGACGCCCGUCGCGACGCCCGUGGCGAAGCCCGGCGAGGACGAGCGGGAGGUCUAA
This is a messenger RNA of Aureococcus anophagefferens, 546 nucleotides long. RefSeq lists its product as hypothetical. NCBI's taxonomy places the organism in Eukaryota, Pelagophyceae, Pelagomonadales, Pelagomonadaceae. The coding region runs from base 1 to 546 and encodes 181 amino acids. The record is from RefSeq and is a predicted model, not a curated record. The transcript has a single exon.